CUAAAGCGGACUUUCGAGCCCCCUUAACUUUUCCUCUUUAGUCAAUGUUUAUUUAUUUCGGAAGUAGUGUGUGCUUUAAAGGAUUGCAAAUAGGUAUCGAUGUUUUAUUGAUAGUAUCAUAAAUUCUGAUGGAAAAUGUUAAUAGUCCAGAGAUUUCAUUUACCAACCAGAGGAAUGGCUUGCUAAACGACAGUUAUCAAUCCAACGAGAGAGUGCAGAACCCGGCGAGCUCACUUUGCACACUUCGUAACAUAUUUACCAUCAUUUCCAUUUGUAUUGUGUACUUUGUGGUGUUUGCAGCGUGUUCUGUGUAUUCACCAUUCUUUCCCAGUGAGGUAAGCACUCGUAUUUAUUGAUGAAUGAUAUAUAUCAGAAGAUGAGCAAAUGAAUGCUAUUGUUAAAAUAAAACUCAGUAAGUCACACAAAUAAUGACAAAUCGUAAUAUCAACUGGGGGCUUGCUGCAUACUGCCUUUCAUCUGUCUCCUGGAUAAGGAGUGUUGUUUCAAGGGGAGAGGGGUGAGGCAAGGCUAUAGCAAUAGGAGGAGCUUAGUGAGAAUUAUCGUGCAUAAUUACCCCAAUCAUCGAUUAUUGAAUCUAGAGUCAAUUAAGUAGAAAGAUUGAUUUUUGUGCCAGUGUCAUUUUUUUAUUUUGUUUCAUAAGUUUGUGAUUUAUCAUCUAAUUUAUUUUUCUAUGUUGACUUAAAGGCUAGAGAUAAAGGUGUUUCUGGAGCUGUAGUGGGUUUGAUCUUAGGAACUUAUUCGUUUGUGAUUUUCAUCUUUUCGCCAUUUUGUGGAGUUCUUGUAAGUAUUUGACUCUUAAUGAUAUCCGUGAUAGUUAAAAUAUUUGAACCAUUUUUUGUAUAUUGACCAUCAUUCCCUUUUUCAGAUUCAGUAUUUUAUUUUAGUAAUAAUUUCUGUGAUAAACAACUUGAUCACAUUCAGAUCAGAGUGAGGCUCAACAUGGCAGAACCUGAAAGAGUCUACUUUCAUUUUAAGAGAUUAAUUUGCAUGAAAGAAAAUAGUCUAUUAUCAAUGACAAGUCUUUAUUUUGCAUCUUGAACCCUUUAUACACUAAUGGUGACAAACAUCCAAGUUCUCCCCACAGUAAUACUGAUGAGUCAUUUGUUAAGAUCAUGAGAAUAAAAGAAAUGAUCGCCAACCUGAGAAGCUUUGUUUGAUGAAUUCUCCUUCUUUGUACUAAAGAAAUGUCAAGAAAAGAGUUUGGAGAAAAUAGAUACUGACAUUUGGGCGUAAAGGGACAAUAUGAUGAUUUAUUAGAACCACAUGGCCACAACUCAAUUACACAUAGUUUUCUCCUUGAAUCAACAAUUGAAUUCCAAGCUUUUUCACAAUCAUUUACUGAUGAGAAAUUUUUAUCAAUUGCAGAUAACAAAAUACGGCCCUAGGUUUGUUCUCUACUCAGGGCUUGUUCUUUGUGGGGGAUCAUUGGUUUUAUUUGGGUGAGCCAAAACAAUGGAUUUAAUAUGUAUGAUUUUUUCAGUAUUUAAUUACACAAUGAAUCCUUGAAUUGUAAACCUUCUUUCUUUGCAUUACUCUUAUUCUUGAACCUGUAUUGAUAUGUACAGUUCUCAGAUUCAGCUCUUGUCCAAUCGCUUGAUCAGCUGGGCAAGAAUUAAGCUAGUAAAUAUGCUGAGUAAUGUUAUAGACAGUCAAGAUGAAAUGGUCUUGAAAGUUAACUCUGAAAAGAUCUAUUUGUAAAGGCAAAAAGUAAGAAGUUAAAAAGACCUUUCUCCUUUAUGGUUUGAAGGCUUUUUAAACAAAGAGGUAUCUAUAAUGGCUUUCGUAUUUUUCAGAUUUUGUGGCCAGAUUGUAGAUCGGGAUGCAUUUACAGCUCUUUGCUUUAUGUUAAGAGCAACAUCUGCCAUUGGAGGGGCUGCAGCUGAAACCUCGGCAUUGACCGUCUUAUUGGAAAAAUUCCCAGAUAAUGUUGGAAUGGUUUCAGUAUGUGGGAUUUCGUUUCUUGAAUUCAAACUAUGUUGUUUAAUAUAUACAUUGUUGGCCUUAAAAUGUGAAUAUUAUAUUGUCACAUGCAUGGUAACGAUGUACUUUAAAGGGUAAUUAAGAUGAACUUCGAAUUAGUUUAUAAAAAUAUCUGUAUCACAAAAAUGUGGAGUUAUUAUAUGGUAUUGUGAUGAACUUGUUUUGCAAAAUAUUUAAGGUUACUCUAUAAACCCCCUGGAAACAGACAUCACUCAGGAGCCACUGUGUAGGGCUUGUCAUGACAUUCCCUGAGUGAUGUAUGUUUCAAUGAGUUUAGAGCCACCUUAAUCAAGUAACAAAAUGCAUGAUAAUAGGAUUUAUUCAUCAAAUUUACUAAGUACCAUUAAUAAUUUUAGCUUCUAUAAAAAAUAAAAGGAAUAAAUGGUAGUAAAUAAUUGGAAUAAAUGUUAGUUGAAUAAGAUUUAGCAGUGGUAGAUUCAGAAGGUAACCUAAUUUACAGAUACUUCCAUUUUGUUAAAAUAAAAUGAUUGGAAUUUAACUGAACACUCGAUUUUAACAGUGCUUGUAAAUUGAAAAUAAGUCUGCAUUCAUGUAGCAGGGACGUGGCAACUUAUGCUCAAUAUUUCUAGUGAGUGUUAAAGCUGUCAAGGUUGAAUUCAUUUUGAUAAUACCAAGUAAGGCCUAGAGCAAGUAAAAAAAACUGUGCUCAAGGGAGAUGGUAUAUGUAAUAAGAACGUCAGGCAAAUUUCUCUUUUCCCCCUCUCCCUUCCUGAUUUGUUUCCCUCAGGCUUUUUUUUUUAUCUUGUUAGUUUACAACUUAGAGCACCUCUAAGACAAAAGUUUAUUGUAUUUUCUAGGGUGUGGUGGAGAUAUGUACUGGAGGUGCAUUUUCCUUUGGUCCAGUUAUGGGGGGAAUUCUUUACACGGUAUGAUCUUUACCUGAAUUAUUAUUUUUGUAAUAUGUUAUUAUGAAUAUUAUGUUAAAAGCAUCAUUGAAUGUGUGAAAUUCAACACGAAAGUCUUGUCAACAUUAUAUUCUAAAACCAUGGAGGUGGCACAGCCAAGUUGUUAGGGCACUAGACUUGUAAUCUGGUGGUUCCAGGUUCAACUCCUUGGCUGUGCUGUAUAAAUAGCCAACUGGUCUGCUCCCACAAGUUGGGAUUUUCAAACACUUUAUGUUUAUUUGGAAUAUUUGUUUCUUUCUGUGCCCAUAUGAGCAUAUAUAAAUGAAUAUAUGCACAUUAUAAGUAUAACUUUUAUUAUUAUUAUAACUGCUAGUGGUUUUUGUUGUUUUUUUAAUUGCUAUGCUCCUAUUGGCCAGGGUCCAAUACUUGUGUUGUUUAACCGAGACAUUACCUCACCUUCCCACCCUCCCCCACACCAUAGUGAGUUUGAAUACUCAAUUACCCCAGCUUUUGUUCACAGAAUAUAAUUAUCAAGGAACAAAUUAAAGUUAUGAGUAACAAAGUAGUCUAAGGUGCAGGAAAGAAAUGUCAUCAAUACUCUUUCAUCUCAGUUGAUCUUGUUUCUAGGUUGGUGGUUUUAAACUUCCCUUCAUUGUUAUGGGUGGAACUAUGAUUGCUGUUAUUCCAAUUUUAGCCUUAACACUUGGCAAAGGUUUGAUUUUCAGAUUUUUUAACAAUCUAAUUCUUUAAAUGAUCGAAGUAUCUCAUUACCACAGAUGUCAUUUGAAAUGUGAGAGGGAGGUCAGGUUAAAAAAAUAAGUCAGUCAGUCAGUCAGCAAGUCAGCAAGUCAUUAAGUCAGUUAGUCAAUCAGUCAGUCAGUCAGUUAGUCAAUCAGUCAGUCAGUUAGUCAAUCAGUCAGUCAGUCAAUCAGUCAGUCAAUCAGUCAGUCAAUCAGUCAGUCAGUUAGUUGAUCAGUCAUUCAGUCAGUUUGUCUUUUAGUCAGUCAGUCAAUCAGUCAAUCAGUCAAUCAAACAUCCUGUAAUAUAUUUAGUGUCAUUUUGAGCCACAUUUGUCCAUUUCUGAGAAGUUGCUAUCGAAAUAUUUCAGAUUAAAUUAAAUUAAAUACAUUUAUAUAGCGCCAUCUUCCAUUAAUUGUCCAUGGCGCUUUACAAUACUCUAAAAACCGGAAAAAUUAAAAUCCUAAGAAUUAAAUGCACCAUAACUACAAGUAAAAACUACAAAUCAAAUGCACGCUUAAAAGAUAAGUCUUAAGAUUAGCCUUAAAAACUACCUCUGAUGAUAAAAGCCUGGUCUUGAGUGGUAGUUUAUUCCAGAGCCUUGGUGCCACCACGGAAAAAGCCCUUUCACCAUACGUUUUAAGAUUCGCUCUAGGCUCAUCAAGCUGUUGUUUGAAGAUCUUAGUGUGCGACGAGAGUCAUUAUACUGCAAUAGGUCUUUAAUGUAAUCUGGGGCCAGUCCAUUCAGAGCUUUUUAAGUCAGCAGCAAUAUUUUAAAAACUAUCCUAUAAUGAACUGGCAGCCAAUGUAAGCUCCUUAGUAUUGGUGUGAUAUGUUCCUGCCUUCUAGUCAAGGUAACAAGGCGAGCUGCUGAGUUCUGUAAAAGCUGAAGUCUAUUAAUCAGAUACUUUGGGAGACCAUACAGUAGGGCAUUACAAUAGUCCAAACGCGAUGUUAUGUAAGCGUGAAUAUGUUAUUUUUAUUUAAAAACUUCAUACCAGGAGACAAGAAAAACGAUGACAAGGAAUCAACAUCCACGUCAAAAGUGCUAAAAAUUCCAACUGCAGUCAUGCUAUGUAAGUACAAGACUAGACGUAACAUUUGGCCCAUUAUUUCUGGAAAUGGGUAAUAAAUAGUUCAUAUUACAGGAUAAUGUGAUUGCUGGUGCACCCUAGGUUGAGGGUGACCAGAAUACUUCUUUGGCAGAAAAUUUUUGUGAUGCCACGCCUGUCUCAAAAUAGGUACCUUUUAAAAUAAGGCAGGAUCAGCGAUUGAAAAGGGCAGGGGCCAUUUUUAAGGUACAGUUUUGAAGAAUAAGAGUUGUUACAAUUGUUUAAGAGUUACCAAAAUGAGAUUGGUCUCUAAUAAAUUUUUCUUGCCAUUUUCUUCCAGCUGUCUGCUUUAUUAUCUGUGGUUUGUCAUUUUCUUACCUUGAGCCCAUCUUGGGCCCGCACUUAAAGCAGGUACAACUACGACUUUUAGAUAAAUUAUUAUGUCAGGUGUUUUUGAGGUAACAGCUAAUGCUUCAUUCUGUCACAGAACAUGCUUUGUCGGCUGGACGGAUUGAUAAAACUCUGGCCAAUCUUUGAAAGGCAAACCUGGGCGCGAGAAUCUUAUAACGCAGCACCUUGAUCAAGGACGAUUCAUUAGUGAAUGUGGAAAAUACUCCAGGAUUUCGUUAGUUCUGUUUCUUUUUCUCUUGUGAUCCAGUAAACUCACGCCAACCAUUUGGAGGCAGAACUAAAACUUAUUACGACUUGGUCAUUGUCGUUUCCCCGCCCUUCACAAAGGUUCCUUUGUAUUUUCAAUUCCUUAUUAGCUCCGUGUAAUUUUCUUUUUUUCCUCAUUUGGAAUUGUGACUAUUUUGGUUUCCAUUAUGUGACAUUCAAUCGAAUUUAGCUUGCGACCAGGCCCUCAUUAUUAGCGCUGCAGGACGCGCCUUUCUCUGCAGGCGGGAAGAUUGGAAACGAGUCGUGGAGAGGUUUGCUGGGAUCUGACAGACCUCACACAUACCGCUGGUCGGCUUGCUUUUCCAAAGAACUCAGACUUUAUCGCGGGCUAAGAAACGCUCGUGUUGCAACGCUUUUAAUCGAAAUGCGAUUAAUUAUUCCUUUUGGAAAAUUGAGUUCGCCAAACUCUUAGAUUCGUCUGUCUUAAAAGCUGAACUUAAUUGUCCAUUUUGUAAGAUUUUCAAUGGAUGGAAUCUAUUUACUUCACAGAUGGAUCAAAAUCCAACACAGAUUGGUCUUGCUUUUCUUUAUUGGUCUGGGACUUACGCCCUGUUAGCACCAGUAGUCGGCUGCAUAGGAGAUAAAACGGUAAGUUUUCUCUUUGGCAUAGUAACAAAGACUUCUUUUUGUGAAUUUUUUUGUGAUAGGUGGGGGCAGGGCGGGGUUUCCAGUGCGUUAUGGAGUGCGUAAGGAAAUGUUCAAACUUAGGCUCACGAGAUUAAUCUUGGUGACCAACAGGGUACAAUUCUACUCAUCGAAAGUGUCUUUCUGAGGGAUUGGGGAAUGGGGUGUAGUGCAUGAAAUGGAUCAUCGUAAACAUUAAAGAGUGUUGUGGGAAAAUAGUAACUUUUGGCGAUGUCUAGCUGUGAAGUGUCUUUCCAAAUAUUUUCUGCUUCGAUAUUUGUAGGUCCUCUAAAGACGAAAGUUACCAUUUAUACCUCCGAUUUACCGUUGAUUCAAUUGUCAACUUGAGUCGUCACCUCAGAGAAAAAGUCAUGCGCUCUGCCAGCUGUGUUGUUUACAACUCGUGUUACCAGCCUUUCUUCGUGUGAUUUGGUGUCUUAUGAGUUAAAAAUAAAAGCAUGAUUUUGAUGCAAUUCCAUGUUUCUUAACAAAUCUCUUCACAGAAAUGUUAUCGAACGAUGAUAAUUUUAGGUUUUAUUGGUUUUGUCAUUGGACAUCUGUUGCUGGGACCUGCUCCAUUUCUUACGUUUUUACCAGCCAAGUAUGUGUACUGAUCAUUCUGUAUAUUAUUAUAAUCAUGUUAGCUAAAAGUGUUAGUUAAAGUCAAAGUUUCAGGCGUGGACGGAAUUCAAACCCGUGUCUUUCUGGCCCAAGAACUCAAGAUAGUGACCAGGCCAGAGGUCUCGAACCCAGACCCUCGACCCGUGGUCGAGCACGCUAUCAAUUAACCCACAACGUUCUAUAAACCAAACACCAAGUUCAUACAUAUUUACUUACCAGUGAUGUCCACAAGGGAGGGUAUAGGUAGGCUAACAAAAUGUUGAUCAGAGUCGUUAGUCAUCUUGUUUAGCAAUUCUGCGGGUCUCGCUGUAUGAAGACCCAAUGGUCUAUGAGAAAAAAGGGUUGGUUCUCAUUUUACUGCAUACGUGGCAAACUGUGUUAAAUUUUUUUUCUAUCCACUAAAAUAAAUACUGUGUCCUAAACAAUAUUAAAGAGCCAAAACAACCUUUAUUACCUCGACAUUUUGGAAAGGGUCUGUGUUCAGGAAUUAAGAAAAAGAUAUAAAUAACUCGUCAGAGGUGAAUGUCUACAGCUCGCACUACUUUACACUAAACUCAAAGGUAUUGGAAAUAUGUCAACAAAAUUAAUAAACCGAGAAAAUUCUGGUGACCGGUUUAAGCUUUCCAAAAGUAAUCCGUAUGUACAUGUUCAAAAACUUCAGAGGUCAAUGAACCUGCGAUCCGACACAUAUUUGUAGUUGUGAUUAUCAAGUUUCACGGCUAUCUCCAGAACUGAGGUUCAGUCACCUUUGAGAAAUGUUAUGUUAUAUUAAUGAUAAAACUUCUUCGAUCCCGCUAUUCUUGCAGGACGAUUUGGCUGGUUAUUCUUUCAAUGUUCCUUUAUGGAAUUUCUGGUGCACUUGGUUUUGUACCCAUCAUGCCUGAGCUUAUUAAAACUUUAAGGUAAGUGCCAAUAUAUGUUUUAGUAAAUACAACAACCAAUGCAAGGGGGGCGCAAAAGGAGUGUUACUAAUUUAACAGUAAUGCCCAAAGCUAUACUUCAUCUUUAAGUGUUAGCUUUGAUACUCAUAUUCGCGACCUUAAUACUCUAACCUCUAAGAUCUAAUUUCUCCUCUGAAUCAAACAUUAAGGUCAUGAAGGUAAAGGAAAUGAUCGGCAAGUUCUUCUAGUCAGUACCAUAACGAAUGUAUACAGAACAGUAUGUGGAAUAUGAAUACAGACUUUAGGGUAUAAAGGUUUAAAGAGUAUGAAAACCCUAAGAACGUACAUUUUCUGUUCACGUAGCUGUUUAGUAAAUAUAUAAAGUACAGCAAAGGUAUAAUUUGUCCAUUUUCACCCUGUGAAAGCUCUUCCAAAUUCGAAACAUUCGCCAUCUUUCCUGUGACGUCACGGGUAGAACCUCUCGAUUCUGAAGGUCAAAAGCUGCAGCCGCUGUUUGCCGGUCUGUUAACGAUUUUCGUACGUACAAUAAAUAAAUAUUUGUGACGAAUUUCCCAGGCAAAUAUACAGCUAUGAUAGGUGGGAAUAUGUUUGGUGACUUAAUAAAUUACAACCACGAGAAUUCUGACUACAAGAGAUGAUGAUUUCGGCUUUCCAAUGUCACUUAUUAUGCGUCGGUGUCUGUCUUUUUUGUGUGUGUGUGUGUGUGUGUGUGAGUGAUUUUAUGUGUGUAUGCUUUGCAUUUGAACUGUUCAAUUAGUGUAAUCAAGUCCUCUUCUUUUCCUCUCUGUUUGUGAACCUUUGUAAUUAUUUUUUACGAGUACAGCGACUCCCGAUAACUCGAACCUUCAAGAUAAACUAAAAAGAGAGUCCUUUAUUUUUUCUGGAGGGUUCGAGUUAUCUAGAGUAAAGUCGCGAUAAAUGAGUGGCGGAUUUUCAGAGAAAUUGGUUUUGGUUCGAGUUAGCGAGAAGUUCGAAUUGGCGAGUGUUGAGUUAUUGGAAGUCAACUUUAUUGAUUUAUUGAUUGAUUCUUUUAAACAUAUUUGUGUACUUGCUUGUUGCUUCUUUUUCCCUUGCAGGGUAAAUGGAAUGCCCGAUAAUUCAUCCACAAACGCGCUUGUGUCAAGUAUUUAUAGUUCUAUGAACUAUUUAGGGUAUGUACACUUUUUUACUGAUUCUUUAUCUCUUUUGUUUUAAUUGCUGAAGCAGCAACGAUAUAAGGGAGUGCAGACGCUAACAUCCACUCUUAAAGCGGAUCAUGCAUAUUUUUUCAACUCCUUCUUUACAGAGCAACAAUUGGGCCCAUUCUGGCUGGAGUAUUAGAUGAACAUUUUGGAUUUGAGUGGGCCAUGAGUGUAAGUGUUUUUUCAUCAUUAGAGGCAUUUGAUCUACGCUACGAAACUUGAUAUUAUAAAGAGUUUAGGGAUAAGUCAGUAUUUAUCGACUGGGGCGGUGGGGUGGUAAUGGAGGAUUUUGGUGGGGAUCACAUGGUUUUCAAAGGAAACAGAUGGGAGAUCAUUCGUCGCCAGGCGACUGCCAAAUAAAUACUAUUGAGGGGGGGAACUUAGGAAUAUUUCAAAUAUUUUAGUAUAUUUUAACGUGACACCAAAAUCUUUAAUCCCCCCUCCCCUCCCCCCCUUCCCUUCCUCCUCUCCCAGGUGAUAAACAAUGACCUUUGCCUUGACAGAAAUAACCAUUCACAUAACAAGGAUUUUUUCUCGGUUUUUUACUUUUAUGCAGGUAGCAGCUUUCAUCUGCUUUUUUCAAGUGGGUACACUGAAAAUUUUACUUUCCAAUGAUUUGUUUGCUAUAUCUUCCACUGAUUAGUUCUGUCAUACUUUAACUUAAAGAAGAUAGUUUUUUUUCGAAAAGAAGAUUUUUUGUCUGUUAGGUUUUGUUCUUCAAGUUUAAGAAAUAUUUUUCUGUUAAUAUCUUCAUUUAUUGUUUUGUUUUUUAUAUACAUAUUAGGUCGUGCUGAUUUGUUUUUUCACGUUGCGUGAAAAUUUAUCUCAAAGGUCAGUAGCCAAGUCGAUACAGGUAGCACAAGUUGUUUUUGUAAAAAGCACCUUGCAAGUAACUGCCAUUGAACCUCUUUUUUGGCAUAAUCAGGAAGGAAAGUAACUGAGGUCGAUUAGAACUAAAAUACUUUGUUAUUUGUUUUGUUGUAAUGACCCAUUUGGCUUGACUUGCAUGCACGAGGACAGAAACAGAUUUUAAAUUUCUUGUAAGCUUGUCUCAUGGUCUUUAAGAGAAACCAGAUCAACGAUUUCCACGACUGCUCAUGCAAACAGAGCGCUGAAAUACAGUUUGUCAGGUAGAUUUUUUCGAAAUCCUUUUGGAAUUAAUUCGUAAUUAGCCUCUUGAAAAACACCAGGUUGCCUGAGUAAUGAAAUCCAGAUUAAGCGAACGCAACGACCCUAUUUUACCAACGUAUUAGAACUGACCAAUCACAAUUGACUAAGACCUGCUUCUUGAGUCUUCCAAGGAAACUGGCUUAUAGCAUUCGACUUAAAAUAACUCAUCGGUUGAUUGAUGACUUUCACUGGUGUUUUCGAAAGGGAGUACCUUCAACCGAACUAUUAACCUGCGCGAUUGAACAACUUUAUUAUUUUUUUUAAUUUGUAGGGAAAAUUCUGACCCAUCAGAGAGGGAACCUCUCACUCUUGACAAAUGAAAUGUGGUCAAGCUUUGCAUUAAUAUGAAGAAUUAGCCAAUAUUAUAAAAUAGUUUGUUAGUAAGUUAACGUUUGCAAUAGAAUAAGAGAGGUGGUAAAUGGUAGCACGGUAAAGAAAUAGAGAAAGAAGUUUUUCGUCUUGUCACGAGCGUAAGGCAAAGAAAAGAUUCUAAGUCCAUGAGGAAUCGAACCUCAGACCUUCGGGUGCCAGAGCGUCGGAGCGCAGAAUCCAAAGGUCUGAGAUUCGAUUCCUCGUGGGGACUCAAAAUUCCUCAUAGGGGGACUAAAAAAUUACCUCAUAGGGACUCAAAAAUCAUCUUUCUCUAAUUUUAUGUUAUCGUUCAUAUAAUAAACCAAAAGCUGUAAACAACAUAGGCUAAAACCUUCUUGAAACACCAAAAAAGAAUCUGGAAUGACCUGAAAACAUGUAAAUCUCAAAACUUGCGGGCAAACUGGAAGGGAACUUUGCAGUCAAUCGCUGAGGAAAAUUUUCAAAAGCAUCUACUACUUAAGUAAUAAACCGCUCUUUCUAAUGGUUUGCUGAGUAAUAAACCACCGCGGAACCGUUGGGAAAACUCCAGAAAGGGUUGUAAACCACGAGCCGGAGAUGGGUGGCUUUCAAACUUUUCGGUUUGAUUAUUUAAACAAAGUUUAACUGUUGUUUGAAAAAACCCGAGUUCUAAGCCAUCUUCAAUUUAGCUGAACCUUUCAUUGGAGCAUUUAAUUUUGUAAGCAGUUUCAAGAGGGCCGUAAUUAACAGUCGACGGACAUUGAUUUAAUUAAAUCAACCAUCAUACGGAUAAAACCUGAGGUUUGUGUCAGAGUUCUUGUAAAUAACCGGCCCCUCCAUUUGAAAUCUUGAAUUUAAGCUUUCAUGGAGUUCUCGUCAAAAUUUUCCCCAGAAAGUGCUAAAAACGCUUAAAUUUAGAAAAAAAAACUAUCAAAUGAAAGGUGAAAUCGCGGAAAGUAAAUAAAAACCUUUUCUUUCUUGGUGAGAAGCUUGAGGAA
Messenger RNA from Pocillopora meandrina, 11161 nucleotides. NCBI's taxonomy places the organism in Eukaryota, Metazoa, Cnidaria, Anthozoa, Scleractinia, Pocilloporidae. The record is from the annotation of a GenBank genome assembly.